Oldenlandia corymbosa var. corymbosa is the source of this 1305-nucleotide messenger RNA. The record is from the annotation of a GenBank genome assembly. Lineage: Eukaryota; Viridiplantae; Streptophyta; Magnoliopsida; Gentianales; Rubiaceae.
AUGUGGAACAACCUCCCCGAAGAUCUGUUAACUGAGGUGCUGCUGAGAUUCCCGGCAAACUCCCUCUGGGAGUUGAGGCGCGUUUCGAAAUCGUGGCAAUCUCUCAUUGAUAGCGAUGAUUUCAUUAAAUCGCACCUGAUUCGAUCGUCCCCACCCGUUAAAUUACUGUUCGAUGGUAAAAGCGCAAGCCUUGAACAAGGCACGCAAGCGUGCUGUUAUGCUACCGCGGAAUUCGAUUUACCCUCAAAGAUAGAAUCUACUCUCGAGAAGAUUGAUAUCCCAUUUCACAGAGUACUGUUUGCGAAGAACAAGGGAAAGGAGAUCACUGAAUUAAGAUUUCAAGGUUCUUACAAUGGGUUGAUUUGUAUGAGUUACCAAGUUGAACUCAAACUUGAGGCCCUGUUAUGGAAUCCAUGUAUUAACCAAUACUUUAUACUGCCUAAUUCCCCUGUUUCACUCUCCCACUACUAUGAUCCCGAGGAGGUAAGGAUGGACUAUCGUCACCAUAUUCAUAUAUGUUACGGAUUUGGAUAUGAUGAAACUCGUGAUGAUUACAAGGUGGUUAGAAUUGUUCAAUUCAGACGUAACAAGGUGAUGAAUGAUUAUGAUAAUAGCACCAGAAGUCUAGUCCAGAAAGAAGCUAAAAUUUAUAGCCUGAAAUCCAAUUCUUGGAAGAGUGUUUCCCCUGAUGAUUUGUUUCCACAUCCAGUUAUGUUCGAACAUUAUGAGAUAACAACGUUGGCUAACUAUGCUCUACACUGGGUCGUUCGAAGCGAUGAUGGCAGGAAUGCAAUAGCGGCCCUUGACCUUAGAAGCGACAAGUAUCAUCUUGUGCCUUGGCCUCAAUCCGAUGAUGAUGAUGAUUUUAACCUGAAGAGAACUUGUUGGGCACUAGGGGUCGUGGAUGGUUGUUUUAGCUUCACCUGCGCACCCAAAUCCAUACUGAGAAGCGGUUUUGAUUUGUGGAUAAUGAAGGAUUAUGGCGUAAGAGAUUCGUGGACAAAAUUGAAGUUUGACGUUGAAUAUAUAAAUUUAUGGCCAUUGUUCGUAGGCGGUUAUACAUAUGGGGAGAGCAGAACUGCAGGUAGGAAGUUUUUCUUUGGAACUGAAACUGAGUUUGUAUGGUGUAGCGUCUCGGUUGAAGAAGGGAGUCUGAACAACCCUAUUGUUGUCUAUACAAAUUAUUGUGGUAUGCGUUCUGUUCAUGGAGCAUAUAUCCAUACUGACACCCUUGUUAGACCUCGGCCUUCUUAUUGCGGUGACAUUAAGAAGAGGAAGAGGAAGCUGUGUGACAUCUCUCAUUAG